This is a messenger RNA of Asterias rubens (European starfish), 2786 nucleotides long. Its product is annotated as V-type proton ATPase subunit D-like. Lineage: Eukaryota; Metazoa; Echinodermata; Asteroidea; Forcipulatida; Asteriidae. Gene Ontology annotation, cellular component: proton-transporting V-type ATPase complex. The transcript has 7 exons. The record is from RefSeq and is a predicted model, not a curated record. Gene Ontology annotation, molecular function: proton-transporting ATPase activity, rotational mechanism. Bases 124 to 873 code for a protein of 249 amino acids.
AUCACAAGAUCUUUGGUUGUGGAUUUACUGUGCUAUUUAUGUGUGUGUGUGUGGGUCGGUCCCAAAUUUACAUGAUAUCGUAAUAUCCGUACAGAAACAAGAGUAGUUCUCAUCUGAUUCAAAAUGUCGGGGAAAGAAAGAAUUGUAAUUUUCCCUUCGCGUAUGGCGUUGACCAACAUGAAGGUGCGAUUGAAAGGGGCUCAGAAAGGUCAUAGUCUCCUGAAGAAGAAAGCUGAUGCUCUGUCUUUAAGAUUCAGACAAAUCUUGCAUAAGAUCAUAGAGACAAAGACAUUGAUGGGUGAAGUUAUGAAGCUAGCAUCUUUAUCUCUUGCAGAAGCUAAGUUCGCCUCUGGUGAUUUUAAUCACAUGGUGCUUCAAAAUGUAACAAGAGCCAAAACUAAAGUGAGGUCCAAGAGAGACAACGUUGCAGGUGUUCUUCUCCCAGUCUUUGAGCAUUACACUGAUGGUGGUGACACAUACGAGUUGACAGGGUUAUCCAGAGGUGGUCAACAAAUAGACAAACUCAAGAAGAACUAUGACAAAGCAGUUCAACUAUUGGUGGAGCUAGCGUCGCUGCAGACAUCGUUUGUGACUCUUGAUGAAGUGAUUAAGAUCACUAAUAGACGUGUGAAUGCUAUUGAACAUGUUAUCAUUCCGCGUAUUGAGAACACAAUCGCUUACAUCACCACCGAGCUAGAUGAGAGAGAGCGUGAGGAGUUUUACCGUCUCAAGAAGAUUCAAGAAAAGAAGAAGAUCAUCCGGAAGAGAAAGGAGGCAGAGCUUGAGGCUCGUAAGAAAGCAGGUGAAGACUUUAGUGAAGGAGGUAAUCUUAUAUCAGAUGAAAGAGAUGAAGAUUUAUUAUUUGAGACUUGAUAGAAAUAGUCAACUAGUAGGAUGUAAAAGCCCCACUUCCUUUUGGAAAUGUCAAAAUAUCAAUAUCUUUAAAUUGAUCUGUCUCUAAGGCAUUCCCUUUAAUGUUUAUGAAAACCAUGUUUUUUUUUCUGUUACUAGCUCUGUAUAUUACAAUCGAUAAUGAAAUACAUUAAAUAUAGACCCUUCCCAUGAAAUAUCCUAAUUACAUUCACGCAUGCGAACAGACACUAUUGGUUGGCAAACACCUUAGAGAUGUGCACUAAGCAGACGCACAACAAGUCUGUGUCAUGCCACCAUCAUCCCCAUACAAAAUGGAUGGAUGUUCCUUCAUUUUGCCAACCAGUGUUAGUUGGGCAUGUUAGUUGAGCAUGUGUGACAUGCAAUUUACAUAUUUCGUGGAACUGGUCUAUUAUACGUUAUUGUUUCAAACUUUCUUUUUUUGUGUUUGUGGAAAGUUUUGACGAACAAAUAACUUUACGUACCACUUUACCAAAGGAAAUUAGGGCUUAAACUAACUUGAAAAUGUAAUACAUCAACACUAGAGGGCGCUAUUCCCACAACCCUUGUAACCUAGUCAUGAGCUACUCUGAUGAAUAAACGUGUAUCUGGAAGUUAUACUCUGUGAAGUUAUACAAUAAUAUAUGAAUGUCUACAUGUGUUAACUGUUUUAAGAGUUUUUGUGUGGUGCUCUUGACAACUUAACUGUAAGACUUCAAUUAAACUGAUUAUCUUUGUAUCAUCUCAUGGUGAAAGUUGUUUUUAUAUUAUUGUUGUUAUGGAGACUUUUAGGGAUGACUUAUACACUCUGCACAAUUGUGCGCACAGCUGAAAAUUGGAAAAUAGUGAGAAUUUUAAUCUUUUUUUCUCUUCCCCGUUCUUGACAAAGUUCUUGAUAUUUAUUUGGUGUUUGUCUUCAAUGGUUUCAUUCUUUCUGGUUAUUUAACUAAUAGGUUUUCUCAAAAGAAAUCCUGUAUAAGGUUGUUCACACCUAUGUCUUGGCAUUAUUACACACUAGGGUGAUGUACGAGUGUAAAGUGCUGUAAUUUAAGCAUUGAAGAUGAGCGUUAGUAAAGUACUCGUUUCUGUUGGUUGGGGUGUCGGGAUAACUAAACAAAUGACUAUUGGUAACAAGGAUGAUUAUAUAAUAUAAUAUUUUUAUUUAUAAAAUUCUUAUGUCAAACUGCUAUAAUGGUACUAUUAUUAUUAUCACAUGGCCGAUUGUUAAUAUAAUAAUAACUGCAUCCAGGAUAAAGUAAACUGUUUUUUGAGUAACCUUACAUCACUGUGAGAUUAGCAAAAUAGUCUUUGCUUUCUGAUUACUGUAGAAAAACCUCAAGAGGCAACUCUGGUAGGAUUCAAACCCACUACCCAGGGCCUGCAACUCUGGUAGGAUUCAAACCCACUACCCAGGGAUGAUUUUCCUUAAUUGUGUAGAGCAUAUGCAAACUCAAGAGUUUUGCAAACUCAAUAGUUAUAGAAAUGAUUCAAUAGUUGUAAAGAUUGUGUACACCUACCCAGCCGUGUAUAAUAUUUAAGGCAAAUUAAAAACUGAUUAAUUCAGAUCAUGGUGUGAGACAGAACUUUGAGAUGGUGCCUUGUAUGAAAGGUCCAUCUUGCAGACGUCCAGUCUAUUCCCUCUGACUAACACAAAUGGUUUUGUUUAAACUCUUUAAGAGGAUAAAGAUGAAAAAUUGCAUCAAAGACAGUCAUACUGUUCGUCUGUAAGGAAUGUUUUAGCAGUUGGAGAUAUAUGGUAUAUUGAUACUAUUGCAACUAUAUUGUAUUUAAUGUAAUAAAAAUAGAAGGUUAUGUAAUAUUAUUGACAUAUGCUAAGUCUAUUGGCUAACUCGAGUUGUCUACUAUUAUAUGUCAUGGAAACUAAAAAUAAAUACCAAUGAUUAUAUGAAACUGUA